Tetrahymena thermophila SB210 is the source of this 768-nucleotide messenger RNA. Its product is annotated as transmembrane protein, putative. The transcript has a single exon. The record is from RefSeq and is a predicted model, not a curated record. NCBI's taxonomy places the organism in Eukaryota, Ciliophora, Oligohymenophorea, Hymenostomatida, Tetrahymenidae.
AUGAUGAUAAUUUAAACUCUAUAUUUUUUUAAUUCAUAUUAAACCUUUUUAAAAAUUCUACAUUAAUUUUAUUUAAAAAUUUUUAUCUUUGAUUAUUUCAUAUUUAAUAAAAUAGCCCGCUUUAUUUAUUUAUUUUUUCUCAUAUUACUAAUUAUGAGUCAGCUACUUACCUACCUCGUUAGUAUAUACAUACAUAUAAUCAAUCAUUCAAAUAAUCACUUUUUAAUAUAAAUUAUUUAAACAAAUGAUCUAUCUAUUUUCUUCUAAGAAAAGCUGAAGUUGAUUUUGUAAUAACUUGAGUUAUAAAAAUAAAAUUAUCGUCUAACAUUAUUAUUUUCCUUUAUAUUUUUUUUGGAUGAAAAAAUUCAUUUAUUUUUGCAAUAAAGCUUAUUUAUUAUUCUAUUUAAAUCAUUUAAAAUUUUAUUUCUCAAUAAGAUCUAUCUAUAUUUCUAUUACUUUUUGUAAUUUAUUUUAUAAAAAAUAAUUUAUUAUUAUUAUUUUUAUCACUCAUUCUUUCAUUAAAUAAUAAAUAAUCUAAUAUUGAAUAAUAUAUUUUAUCGCUCAAUUAAAUUUAUUUAUUUUUACUUAUAUAAAAUAUUUAAUUAUCACUUUAAAAUAAAAACUUAUUCAGAUUUUAUAUUCUUGCAAUAACAUAUUUUAUUAUACAAAUUUACUUCUUUAUUCUUAUUUAUUGUUUUUUUUAAUAAUUUGAAGUUGUAUUUUUAUUUUUCACAUUCAAUAAAAUAUUUUAAAGCAUUAAAAACCUGA